Molecule: messenger RNA, 1671 nt
Organism: Aureobasidium vineae
Lineage: Eukaryota; Fungi; Ascomycota; Dothideomycetes; Dothideales; Saccotheciaceae
Source: the annotation of a GenBank genome assembly
AUGUCAGAAAUUCGACCACAGAUAAUGCUUUUCCGAGCAGCUCGACGAUAUGUAUCGACCUCUAGAGGCCCAAGAGGUCCCCGGAGCAUCCUCAAUAAGGUACGCACGCCAUCUCGCGUCACACAUCGCCCAUCGAGAGCGUCUCCAUUGUCCGCAAACACCCGCCACCAGUCUUCGCAGCAGCCGAACCAGCAGAAUCAAUCGAACAAGCCAGACGAGAAACCCGAACACACUCCAGAAGAGCCGUCCAAGAACGCCCUUGUGGCUACCGCACUUGCCGAGAACCAAUCCUCUGACCUCGUCGCACCUGUGACAAUCCCCGACGACCCGAAUGGCGUACUCACACCGAGCCAUCCAGCAUGGCAUUUGCUUAACAACAGUUCGCUGGUCAUCCAACGACAGAUCGAGAUGAUGAACGUCUUUCUUGGAUUCGAACAAGCCAACAGAUACGUCAUUAUGAACGGCAGAGGAGAAACAAUCGGAUACAUGGCCGAGCAGGACCACGGUAUGGGUAGCAUGCUGGUACGACAGAUGGCAAAGACUCACCGCAGUUUCACUUGCCACAUCUUUGACAACAGCGAGCGAGAGAUUUUGCGUAUCCAUCGACCUUUCUCUUGGAUCUCGUCACGCAUCCGUAUCUACGACCCGACUACCCCAGGCGAAUACACCACGUCAGACACAUUGCAAGGCACCUCUGUCCAAUCAACCAUCAACCAAACUUCCGCAGCACAAGUAUCUCCCNUCCCUCUGACAGACAUGCGCAUCAUCGGCGAAGCACAACAACAAUGGGCACCCCUUCGCCGAAAAUACAAUCUCUUCAACCACCGCUCCAUCGCCCCCGCAAACGACAUCGCACCAAAGCUCACCUCUGGAGAUACCCCCAAUACCUCAGCCAAAGCCCUGACAGUCACAGAAGGCAACUCAGAACAAGCCAUUGAAGCCGGCAUGCAGCAAUUCGCCUACGUCAACGAACCCUUCCUCUCCUGGGACUUUUCCCUCAAAGACGCAGAUGACCGCAAGAUUGGCAGUGUAAAUCGCAAUUUUGUUGGGUUUGCGCGAGAGAUCUUUACGGAUACUGGUGUUUAUGCUUUGCGUAUGGAUUCUGCUGCUGAGGAGCAAGCGAGUCAGGAGCAAAUGGCAAUGACAUUGGACCAGAGGGCUGUCAUGCUUGCUACUGCUGUCAGCAUUGACUUUGACUAUUUCUCUCGGCAUAGUGGAGUUGGUGGCGGAGGUUUUGGAUUCUUCCCCAUGUGGUUCCCUGGUAUGGGCGGCGGUGCUGCUGAGGGAGGGGCCGUGGGUGGAGCAGUUGGCGGAGCAGCCGGUGAAGUUGGAGCUGCAGAAGGGGCUGCAGGUGCUAUGGGCGGUGCCGCAAGAGGUGCUACAGGCACAGAAGGCGCUAUCGGAGCUGCAGGCACCAUGGCUGGAGUGGAAGCCAUGAACCGCGGCGGCUGGGGCAACCAACAAGUCGACGAUGCUAGUCCACAAGCACCUGUAGACCCAUAUCAAAACGACAGUAAUGUUGGCCCAUCACAAGGAGAUACCUGGGGCGAGCAAAGUCCCUGGGCUCAACAACCACAGCAACCACAAGAUGAUCCUUGGGGCAACCAAGGAGGAGGUUCAGACGGUGGUGAUGGAGGAGGCGAUGGUUUCGACUUUGACGAUUUCUUCUAG